AUGCGUCGUAGUGUUGUUGUUCUUUGGACUUUUUCGAACAAUACUGGGCAUUAUAGCCCACCUGUGUAUAUGCCGCUAGAGUAUGCUAGCCGUGUGACAAACCAGAAGCAACUAGUGUUUACGCAUCCCAAGGAUCCCAAGUACGGUUGGAAUACUCACGUGGAGGAGCUUGCAUCUCUCCAUCCUGGUAUUUUGGGGCCUGGUCGCCGAACCCCUCAGUUGAAUUGGUAUAAUCGAGGUGGUAUUGUUUGCGAAAUUCCGCCCGUGCCGGUGUAUCGCCGGCACAUUUGGUGCCAAGGGCACUCCCACUUUAUCCUCCAGCAUCCGAAGAUUUUUAUUAAAUGCCCUCCGGGUGUUGUUGUGUGCUGCAAGUGGUGUCGACUGAAGUUUAUCAACAUGUCUACCGAGGACGACAACGAUGAUGACUGGCAGAGUGAGGAGCACAAAAUUUCGACAACACCGGAAUCUGUGAGUGAUUUAAUGCAGCCCAAACGCGAUAUUGGAGGGGUUUUGCGUGACAGAACGUUUCAGGAUGGUAAAGAGCCUGAUCCACAUGUCUAUCGUUCCGUUUUUGACCCCGAGCGGCACCGAUGGAAGCAUCCGCAUCAUAAGUAUGAGGUGCAUCCAGCAUAUGCGGACACCAAUAAGGACGGCAGUGGUGGUGCUGUGCAUUAG
Trypanosoma cruzi is the source of this 675-nucleotide messenger RNA. RefSeq lists its product as uncharacterized. The record is from RefSeq and is a predicted model, not a curated record. The transcript has a single exon. The coding region runs from base 1 to 675 and encodes 224 amino acids. NCBI's taxonomy places the organism in Eukaryota, Euglenozoa, Kinetoplastea, Trypanosomatida, Trypanosomatidae.